This is a messenger RNA of Lactuca virosa, 783 nucleotides long. NCBI's taxonomy places the organism in Eukaryota, Viridiplantae, Streptophyta, Magnoliopsida, Asterales, Asteraceae. The record is from the annotation of a GenBank genome assembly.
AUGACUCUUGCUGUUAUGAUCGACGAAAAUAGGUUCAAUAUCGGCACACCCAAGACUAGUGGUGGGGUAAUUCGAUCCAACAACAGCGGAUCUAGUCGAUCAGGUGGCGUUUCUAGCAGUUCGUCUUCACCCAGCGUAGGCAGCAAGGGUACCACCCCGACUAGUACUAACUCGACAUGCCUUACUGGCCAUCGUUGUCCUGGUAAGACUCUUCAGGUGCUAAUUAUCGAUGAACAGGAAGAGGAUAAUGAAGUGGGAGACGGGUUGGAACACGCACACCUCGAUGAAAUCGAGGUUGUUGGUCAAUUAGGAAUGACAGUUUCGGGAACAGGUGCAGUCCGGGUACGGCUUGGGAACGGGGGAUCGGAUAUUAUUCUUGGGAACUCUUGGCUUCAGACACUAGGCGAUAUGACAGUCAAUUGGCGAGAAUUAUGGAUGAAGUUCUGGGAUGGUAGUCGUCAAAUCACCAUUACAGGUGAUCCGAGCCUAACAAGAACGUUGGUAUCUUACAAGUCCAUGCUUAAGCUAUGUCACAAUGAAGACACGGGAUUUUUAGUUCACAUGAAUUCAACAGAAAUUUCGUCGCCAAACCCGCUUCCCCCACCGACCAUUCAAGAGGUUAUUAAGAAAUUUGAAAUGGUUUUUCGUAUGCCAGUCGGUUUACCCCCCCCCCCCCCUCAUCGCAGCCAUGAGUACGUCAUCACCCUUCACGAGGGGACCGCUCCAAUUAGCGUUCCCCCUACCGCUAUCCCCAUGCACAAAAGGAUGAGAUCGAGAAGCUAG